AAGGUUCAAAGUUUCUAUCCCCUUAUUUCCCCUUCCUUCCCCUUCCCUCACCUACUCCCAAACAGACCGAUAUCUACUGAUUCGGAAGUCAAAUGGGAGAUCUGCAUGCCCGUCGUCUCCUCCUCCUCCCUCUCCUUCUCUGCUUCUUCUUCUUCCUUGCGUGCUUGGCUCUUUCCUCUUCUCCCCACUACGAUGCAGAGGAGCUGCUGCGAUCGGCCAAUGAGGAGAAGGAAUGGCUGGUCUCCAUCCGGCGGCGGAUCCACGAGCAACCCGAACUCCGCUUCCAGGAGCAUAACACCAGCGCCUUUAUCCGGUUCCACCUCGACCGCCUCGGCAUACCUUACUCCUUCCCUUACGCUCGCACCGGCGUGCUCGCCCAGAUUGGCUCCGGUGACCCGCCAAUCGUCGCCCUCCGCGCUGAUAUGGACGCCCUCCCCCUUCAGGAAAUGGUGGAGUGGGAGCACAAAAGCAAGAACGACGGUGUGAUGCAUGCUUGUGGACAUGAUGCUCAUGUGACGAUGCUUCUUGGUGCAGCAAAAUUGCUGAAUCAACGAAAGAACAUACUUCGGGGGACAGUGAGACUUCUUUUUCAACCUGCAGAAGAGGGUGGUGCAGGUGCUUUUCACAUGAUCAAGGAAGGUGCUCUAGAUGGCAUAGAAGCUAUCUUUGCUAUGCAUGUUGAUUACAGGUUGCCUACAGGUAGUAUUAGCUCAAUUCCAGGGCCUAGUCAAGCUGCUGUGUGCGUCUUUGAAGCCAAAAUAGAAGGUAGAGGGGGAGAUGCUGCAAAACCUCAUUUAAAUGUGGAUCCACUUAUUGCUGCAGCGUUUGCUAUUCUUUCAAUGCAACAGCUCAUCUCCAGAGAAGAUGACCCUCUGCAUAGUCAAGUAUUGUCUGUUACAUAUGUCAAGGGUGGUAGCUCAUUCAAUGAAACACCUCCGAUUGUCGAAUUUGGGGGUACUCUGAGAAGUAUAACCACUGAAGGCCUGCAAAGGCUUCAGAGAAGGGUAAAAGAGGUGAUAGAAGGCCAGGCAGCUGUACAACGAUGUAAGGCAGUUAUUAGCAUGCUAGCGGAGGAAUACCCAAUCUAUCCAGCUGUAGUGAAUGAUGAAGAGUUGAAUGAUCAUCUACAGCAGGUUGGUGCCCUUCUACUUGGUCAAGAUAAGGUAAAGAUGGGAGGAAAAAUCAUGGCUGGUGAAGACUUUGCAUUCUACCAACAGUUGAUCCCAGGUGUUAUGUUUGGCAUUGGAAUGAGAAAUGAGAGAGCUGGUUCAGUCUAUCCUCCUCACUCCCCUCAUUUUUUCCUUGAUGAAGAAGUCCUUCCAAUUGGGGCAGCAUUACAUACUGCAAUUGUUGAAUUGUACUUAAAUCAGCGAUGCAUGGAAGUUUGAAUGCCAGAAUGAAGUACAUAGAAUAAGCUACAUCAGUUUACUGAAAGCGCACGCAUAAGAAUGAUCAUAGUUGAUUCCUUGAACUAUGUGCUCCAUCAGUUAUGUGCUGCAGAUAGUGCAGAAUGACAAAAUGAGUAAACAAGACCAGUAGUUCUUCUAUGUUGUUAAGCUUUUACUCCAUGAUUAUAAAGUCCAUACUUCUGCUUGGAACAGCAAUUGUUAAAAAGACUAUAUUGGAAAUAUUAAGGUUGUCAGUGGCAAGUUUAAUCA
Messenger RNA from Zingiber officinale, 1658 nucleotides. Its product is annotated as IAA-amino acid hydrolase ILR1-like 5. Gene Ontology annotation, cellular component: endoplasmic reticulum. Gene Ontology annotation, biological process: auxin metabolic process. The record is from RefSeq and is a predicted model, not a curated record. The transcript has 5 exons. Gene Ontology annotation, molecular function: IAA-Ala conjugate hydrolase activity. Bases 93 to 1388 code for a protein of 431 amino acids. Lineage: Eukaryota; Viridiplantae; Streptophyta; Magnoliopsida; Zingiberales; Zingiberaceae.